Rubroshorea leprosula is the source of this 1564-nucleotide messenger RNA. NCBI's taxonomy places the organism in Eukaryota, Viridiplantae, Streptophyta, Magnoliopsida, Malvales, Dipterocarpaceae. The record is from the annotation of a GenBank genome assembly.
UCCACCGAUUCUUUCUGUUUCCACUCUUUAGGUUCCCUUCGAAACUAAGCUAAGCUGCCCUAAUAAAGCCUUCUCUCCCGUCGUCUCUGCGUCUCUGCUUGAAGUAUGUCAGAAGAGGUUGAGUAUCGGUGUUUUGUUGGUGGCCUUUCAUGGUCCACAUCUGACAGGGGUCUGAAGGAUGCAUUCGAAAAGUUUGGGCAUCUUCUUGAGGCAAAGGUAGUAGUGGACAAGUUUUCUGGUCGCUCUCGUGGAUUUGGAUUUGUCACUUUUGACGAGAAGGCAGCAAUGGAAGAGGCCAUUGCUGCAAUGAAUGGAAUGGAUUUGGAUGGGCGAACUAUAACUGUUGAUAAAGCGCAGCCUCACCAAGGAUCAGGGAGAGAUUAUGAUGGUGACCGUGGGCGUGACCGGGAACGUGGACGUGAUCGUGACUUUGGUGGUGGACGUGGAUCUAAUGGUGGCGAGUGUUUUAAGUGUGGAAAGCCUGGACAUUUUGCUAGGGAGUGUCCUAGUGGUGGUGGUGGUGGUAGUGCUAGGGGGGGCAGGUAUGGUGGUAGGGAUGAUCGUUAUGGUGGUGGUGGUGGUGGUGGCGGUGGUGGUCGUUAUGGUCCUGACCGGAAUGGUGAUCGAUAUGGUGGGCGCAGUAGGGAUGAUGGUAGUCGUGGAGGACCUGGGGGUGAUAGAUACAAUCGCGAUAGAUCUGGUCCAUAUGAGCGCCGUGGAUCAGGAGGCUUUCGUUCUGGAUAAGAUGAUGAACUGGGGUGGUGAAGCAGCUGCUUGUCCUGUCUUUGAAGCAUGAAGUUUCCUUGUACAGGAUGCGUCCCCUUCGUUGUUGUCUGGGUGGAACAAUCUAUUAGUUCUGUGAAACUUGGCACAAAUUUUCAACUAUUUCUGUGUUCCUAAACUGCUCUAUUCAAUGUUUUGGUCGGAUGGAGUCUUGUGCUUUCUUGACAUGCGCUUUCAAAUUUGGUCUUGUACUCUGUGAAUGCUCAUUUAUUGCGACUCAUGCAUGAUCCGCAUCAAAUGCCAUAUUUCUGUUCAGCUUCCCGUUGACUUUUAUGUUUGCACACAAUUGCAAAUGGGAAGGCAGUUUGUCUUUGCAUGGGUAUUUGGAGAAGUGAUGGGGAGGGUUCCGUUCCACCAUUGGGAUUUUGAUUCUUCUCACUUGGGAAUAGAAACCAUCUUUAGAAGUAAAUGCCCAUUUUGGUUGCCCUGUUUACAGUGUGCUACUAAAUAAACAGGAAUCAAGCGGGAACUUCAGCUUAUUUGUGGCCUUAAUGGGUACAUGAUUGCGUUUCUUUGUUGCUUUGGACAUGGUUUUAUAAUCUUUAAAAUUCUCAGUCUUUUGGGACGCUACAAAAGGUCUUCGUGUUAACUGAUUAUAAAUCCACUAUCAACGUUCUUGGGCGCUGAUGGGGAUGGAAGAGUUCUGUUUUUGUGUAAACUCGUGGCAGGUUGUUGGGAAGCUCUUUGAUGAACUAGUUAGCAACUGCUGUUAUUCUUUCUCAUGAGUUGGUAUCAUGUAGCCCUAUCCGGUCUGAAGAUUGUGAUUCUAGUCUUUAAUUGU